GUACGCGUCAGCGUAGACGAAAGACACACUGCAGUACACCUUUUCUCUCUUGUAUCAUCUACACCCACCAUGGCACCCCGUCCCCAGUCUUCCGCGGCUGGUGUGCUCGCUUUGCUCUCUGAACCCGAGCCGCUGCUUAAGGAGCACGCUCUCAAGGCUCUCAAUGCACUUGUUCCUCAGUUCUGGGCGGAAAUAUCUGAGCAUAUUGAGUUGAUUGAAUCCUUGUAUGAGAGUGAAGAGCUUUCAAAGGACGCACACAACUCUGCCGCUUUGCUUGCUAGUAAACUAUACUAUUACCUGGGCGAUUACGACGAGGCAUUGUCUUUCGCUCUGGGUGCUGGAAAUGCUUUUGAAGCGGAAGGACGUACCCCCGGGGCCCAGGAAUACGUCGAGACUGUCAUCUCGAAGGCUAUUGACCGAUACGUCGCUGCACGAAGAGAAGAACAGACAGAAGGGGGUGGCAAGGUUGACCCGAAGCUUCAGAACGUCAUUGAAGGGAUCUUCAGGCGGUGUAUUCAAGACGGAGAAUACAAGCAAGCCAUCGGUAUUGCAUUGGAAUCGUCUCGUCUUGAUGUGAUUGAGCACAUAUACAAGCUCACCAAUGACAUCUCUCUCCUUUCGUAUACUAUGGAAGCAGUGAUUGACACUGGCUUCUCUCUUUCUUACCGCGAUCAAGUCCUCAAGUUCCUCCUACCUCUGUUCCCUCCUCCCACCGUCAACACCCACUCUCCUCACGUUCACUCGCUCACGCGUCUGCUGGUUACCCUCAGCUCACCAGAACUCACAGUUCCUCUCUUAACAUCCCUUGUUCCCGACGACAAAUUAUUAGCGUACCAGUUUGCCUUUGAUUUUGUAGAAGGCGGGUCCCAGGAUUUCUUGGAGGCUAUCAGGAAUGACUUACCUGGGGAGGAGGGUGAACAUCAAGCGAUAUACGAGACGUUGCGCCGUAUUCUGGCGGGUCAGCAAUCCGUCAAGCUUUACCUUGAGUUCCUCAAACGCAACAACAAGGUCGAUAUGCUCAUCCUUAAGCACACAAAGGACUCACUUGAACCCCGGUCAUCAAUCUACCACACUGCACUAAGCUUGCAAAAUGCGUUCAUGCAUUCUGGUACAACGUCAGAUACAUUCCUGCGCGAGAACUUGGAAUGGCUCGCUCUGGCAUCAAAUUGGUCGAAGUUCACAGCGACGGCCGCUCUCGGUGUCAUCCACAAGGGUCACUUCCAAGAAGGCAUGAACAUUCUUGGACCCUACCUUCCUCAACCCAACGGUGGCGAAAGUGGUAUUCCGGGAGCGGCUUACUCCGAGGGUGGUGCUUUGUAUGCAUUGGGUCUCAUUCACGCUGGCUGUGGUAGUGGGCGACAAGUCGAGGGAUACCUUCGAGAUGCAUUGAAGGCUGCAACUGUCGAAGUCGUGCAACAUGGUGCCGCUCUUGGUCUUGGUGUUGCUGGCAUGGGUGGAAAGAAUGCUGAGGCAUAUGAGGACCUGAAGCAGGUGUUGUAUUCAGAUUCCGCCAUCGCUGGUGAAGCAGCUGGAUAUGCUAUGGGUUUGAUUAUGCUUGGUACCGCUGAUCCGACAGCCGCGGAUGAGAUGCUCGUUUAUGCUAGGGAGACCCAGCACGAGAAGAUCAUCAGGGGCUUGGCCAUUGGUUUAGCAUUUAUUUUCUACGGCCGACAGGAACAAGCCGAUGCUACUGUGAAGGAGCUUCUGGCUGAGAAGGAUCCCAUCCUCCGUUACGGCGGUGUCUACACUCUUGCUUUAGCAUACGCUGGAACGGCCAACAACGAUGCCGUUCGCAAACUUCUCCACAUUGCGGUUUCUGACACUUCGGAUGACGUCCGAAGAGCUGCAGUCACAUCUUUGGCUUUCCUUCUCUUCAAGAACCCCUCGUCCGUCCCUCGUAUCGUUCAGUUGUUGAGCGAGAGUUACAACCCACAUGUGCGAAGUGGGGCCACUCUUGCUUUGGGUAUUGCUUGUGCAGGAACUGGCUUGCAGGAUGCAGUCGAGAUCCUUGAGCCCAUGACUAAGGACAGCGUCGACUUCGUUCGACAAGGUGCCCUUAUCGCUCUCGGUAUGGUCCUAGUCGAACAGUCCGAGGCCUCAUCAGCAUCCAUGGCCUCUACUCGCACCCUCUAUCACAAGGUCAUCGGUGACAAGCACGAAGACCCGGUUGCUCGCUUCGGUGCCACGCUCGGUCAAGGCCUUAUCGAUGCUGGCGGUCGCAAUGUCACCAUCAACUUGCAGAGCCGAGCAGGAAGUCGGAACACAAGUGCCAUCGUUGGUAUGGUAUUGUUCUCCCAGUUCUGGUAUUGGUAUCCGUUGGCCCACUGCGCCAGCUUGGCCUUCCAGCCUACUGGUAUCAUUGGUAUUGACGGCAAUUUGGAUGCGCCCAAAUUUGACUUCAUCUCGAACGCGAGGCCGAGUCUGUUCGCUUACCCGCCUCCGACGAAACCCCCCAAAAAGGAGACCGUUACAAAGGUCGCUGCUGCGGUACUGUCAACCACGGCCAAGCAGAAGGCUAGGGAGAAGAAGAAAGCCGCGGACAACGGCGAAGCGAUGGAUACGGAUGAGAAGAAAGAGGCUGACGUUGAGAUGAAAACCGACGAAGCAUCAACGUCAACUCAGAAGCAAGGCGAGAUCACACCCAAGUCUCGCAGAGAGCCAUCCUUCGAAAAGCUUUCCAACUUCUCCCGUGUCACUCCUGCACAGAUGCCUCACAUAGUCUUCCCUGCUGAUGGUCGCUAUCAACCUGUAAGGGCCGUUUCCGCUUACCCAGCGCCGAAGGGCGGCAAGGUGAACGCGAAUGGAGUCAAGCUCACUUCUGAGAAAUAUGCCGGCGGUGGUGGUAUCCUCGUUGUAGUCGAUACACGACCGGAUGAAGAGGCAGAAUACAUCGAUCUCAGUACCAUUCACGCAGUUCAUACCGCUGAUGGGGUAACCGUAGAGAUACGGGAGGGUGGUCCUGAUCCUCCGGAGCCAUUUGAGUAUCCAUUCGACAACGACACGUAGAAUUACACAUGCCCCGUACUAUUACUUGUUCUAAUAUUGGACGUCCGCGUUAUCGCUUGCAAUGAUCUUUUCUAUCUUUAAGUUGAGUCUUGCGAUGAUGAAAACAUUCGCCAUGCAUCUCAUGACCGGCAUUGCUCGCGUGAAGUCUUAUGCGAUCCUGGCUCUAACUAUAGUAUAUAAGCUUCACCAUGACGUCCUUGCUUGGCCGCUUUUUCCGCUAUUGCUGCAAGUAGAGGCUGUACUAGAACAAUGACUACAGCGGCCGCGCUUCCCCGCGUUGCUAUUCUUGAUGACUACCAG
Molecule: messenger RNA, 3306 nt
Organism: Somion occarium
Lineage: Eukaryota; Fungi; Basidiomycota; Agaricomycetes; Polyporales; Cerrenaceae
Source: the annotation of a GenBank genome assembly